AGCUCCGCCCAGCGUGCUGGCGCGGCCUCCGGCUGGGCCCCCGGCGGCGGCCUCCCGAUGGAGCCUGCGGCGCGAGAGCCGCGCAGCCCCGGCGACGGCGCCCCCCCCGCGGCGCCGCUGGCGAGGAGCCCCCGCCGCCUUGGCGCGCCGCGGCGGUGACCCCAUCAAAGCCCGCGCGAGCCAGGCCGACGGAGAGGCCACCGGGAACGAGGCGGCCACUGACCAGGACGCGACGUGCGACGACGCAGAGGAUCACCCGAGCACCGGUCCCGGAAGCGCGACCGCACCUCGCCGGCGUCCCAGAGGGACAUCCACCUGCUCAUGAGCGAGUGCCUGAGGCACUGGAGGACCGGACGUCCCAGCAGAGGGAGAUCAAGCGGGCGCGGGCGAGGCUGCAGGACCGCGUCGCCCGUCGCACGCAGACGAGGGACAACAGCCGCAAGGCGGACGGCGGGCGGGAGACCACUCGCAGAGGCGCCCGGACACUUCGGGGAGACUCGGUGGUGCAGAGAGGAGUCGG
This is a messenger RNA of Prorocentrum cordatum, 520 nucleotides long. The record is from the annotation of a GenBank genome assembly. Lineage: Eukaryota; Dinophyceae; Prorocentrales; Prorocentraceae.